AUGUCUUCCUUGCUGCGAAAGUUCUCCAACCUUUCCACCAAGUCUAAAUCGUCUUCCACUUCCACUUCCUCCAACCUCGCACCCGCUGCUCCCAUCAAAAUGUCCAAGAUCGCCGUUGUAGUCUGGUCAGCUUAUGGCCACGUCGCCUCGAUCAGCGAAAAGGUCGUCGAGGGUGCCAAGUCCACUGGCGCCACCGUCGACGUGUAUCAGUUCCCCGAAACACUCAGCGAAGAGGUUCUCGGCAAGUUGCACGCCAACAAGGCCCCCAUCGCAUCCUUCCCCGUCAUCACCCCGGACAAGCUCAAGGAGUACGAUGGCUUCCUUCUCGGCUUCCCCACUCGUUACGGCCGUGCGCCCGCUCAGGUCUCGGCCUUCUUCGACCAAACCGGCGGUCUCUGGGCCACUGGUGCCCUGAUCGGCAAGUUUGCCGGCACCUUCACCUCGACCGCCUCCCAGCACGGUGGUAACGAGACCACCCACCUCACCACCAUCCCCUUCUUCGUUCACCAGGGUAUCAACUAUGUUCCUCACGGUUACAGGAACUUCGCCGAGCAGACCAACCUGGAACAGAUCCACGGUGCUUCCGCCUACGGUGCUGGUACCAUCGCUGCCGGCGACGGCAGCCGCCAGCCUAUCGACCUCGACUUCACCAUUGCCAAGUCGCAGGGCGAGCACUUUGCCAACGUGGUCAACACCUACGUCAAGGGCAAGUCGGCUUGA
Molecule: messenger RNA, 720 nt
Organism: Kalmanozyma brasiliensis GHG001
Lineage: Eukaryota; Fungi; Basidiomycota; Ustilaginomycetes; Ustilaginales
Product: NADPH-dependent FMN reductase-like protein
Exons: 2
Coding region: 1-720 (239 amino acids)
Molecular function (GO): NAD(P)H dehydrogenase (quinone) activity; FMN binding
Source: RefSeq, a predicted model, not a curated record